AUGACACCUCGGUUCGCCUCCCGUACAAGCAAAUAUCGUACCGUGGAGUGCAAGUGUCUGCCUCGCGAGCAGACUUUUGACCAAUUACAAAUAUCCAUUGAGCACAAUGUACUGGCUGCGUCCUCGUCUACUGUUGCCUUUAUUCACCAAUCAAAUAAUAGCGGUGCAAUUCAAAUCAAGCCAUUCCCUGAGACGGGCCACAAGUCUAUUACCAACAUUCCGACACUCGUCCAUGCGCAUCCAACAGGACGCGUGACGGCACUGACGUUCUCUCCUUUUCAUAAUGACCUGUUAUUGUCUGCAGGAGAUGCUGUUGCUACUGUGAAGGUCUGGAAAUUACCAAGCAAGGAGCCAAUGAGACAAGAUCUUGUGACACCUGUGACGGUCUUUCAACAUGAGAAAACAAUGGGGAUUGUAGCAGGAAUUAUACCGCAUCUAUCGGCUGACUCAGUGGUUGCAACGUACUCGAGACCAGGACCAGUGAGAAUUUAUGAUUUGCAAGCGGAAACGUUGAGUUUUGAGGUCGCAGUGGACGAAGGUGCAGUGGUGAGCUCAGUGGCUUGGAAUUGGGAUGGUAGUGCAAUGUUAGUGGCAACGCAGGAUCAGGCAGUGAGGUUCUUGGACCCGAGAUUGGAUCAAACGUCGACGCCUGUGAUUGCAGCUGCUCAUACUGGAAAAAGACAUGUGAAUGUGGUCUGGUGUGGACGAACGCAGCAUUUUAUCACGUGUGGAAGCGAUCGGAUGCUUGAACGAGAGAUCAAAUUGUGGGAUUCGAGACAAUUGGCAAAGUGUGUGCAUCGAGAAAGAUUGGACAUGCGAGGUGUGGGCCAAUUGUUUCCGUUGUAUGAUGUGGAUUUGAAUCUGUUGUAUGUGCUGAGGAAGGGAGAUUAUAGUGUAAAAAUGUUUGAGAUACGAGCUUCUAAUGGACUUAGUGCACUGGAUUACACUGCACUUAGCAACAUGACACUUGCAGCAACGCUACUGCCCAAGUCGACAUGUGAUACAAACGUCUGCGAAAUUGCACGGGUUCUGAAUCUCAGCGCGAGCGGAAGCAGUGUUGGUGGUAGCUGCGAAGUUCUAAGCUACCGGAUGCCUCGCAAAGAGGCGACGCAUACGUUCCAAAGUGACUUGUACCCGGACACGUUAGCCACACAAGCUGCGAUAACAUCUCAAGAGUGGCAACAAGGACAGAAUGCUGAGCCCAAGGUGCAGGCUGUGACCCCAACUGUGAAGCGGAUUGAGGACAUGAGCCGAAGUGUGUUUGGACAACCAACGGCAAGUGCAUCUGCAGCAUCGGGUUGGGGAGCGCCAGCUUCAAAUGCUGGAACUGCAACCAAUGGGUGGCAAGCAUCAGGUUGGGGCCAAGCGUUAUCGUCAACGGCGUCAUCGAUUACACCGUCAAAAACUGCAUCUGAUCUUAAGACAGGGUGGGGAUCAAACGCAAGAAAGUGGAACGAAUCUGAGCCUAAGACCCAAACGACCCCUGCGUUGUCGAUACAAUGGGGCACUUCUGCUCCUACCGAUGCUACUGCUACGAUACCAAAACCUGGGGCAGCCCAUAUCUCAUCGAUAUCUGCAACUUCUACUCCACCUUCUGUCACGACGGACGCAUCUGAAGCAUCAACGACGACGCCUGAUGAAUUAUCUUCUGACACUCUCGCUGCUACCACACCCAACGUGUCAUCAAGUGGGACAGCUCAAUCAACAAUUGCAGAUGUGAUCAAGCUGUCGGACAAGGCACAGCGCCUCGGCGCCAAAUACGGACAUAAGCUGAAGUAUGUGCAAGGCAAAGAAGCACCACGUAACGAGGUGUUUUACUUUGGUGACAAGCGUGUCGCAUUUUUGACGCAAGCAUCGCCUGUGAUUGCUGCAAACGCAACGUUUUGGGCAACACCCAUUGCUGGUGCAGGUGGCCCCGUACUCGUGGAAACGCUUGGGGCGACUGGAAAGGCACAGCAUGGCACUGUGCCAGUAAUUAACGGACAGAAGGCUGAAGUGUCUACACUGGCAUUCAAUCCUUUCGCUGACAACGUGCUUGCGACCGGGUCAGCUGACUCAACUAUUCAGCUUUGGUGUCUCCCGAAAACCGAGUUGAAUACAUCCAAUGCACCGAGUAAUCCUUCACUGACGCUGUCGGGGCACACGAAGGGCCUAAGGGCUCUUCAGUUUAACCCAACAGCGGCCGACGUCCUCUGCUCAACAAGUCACGAUCUCUCACUGCGCUUUUGGGAUAUCGAGACGGGACAGGAAAAAAUAUGUAUGGAGGGCAAACUGGACGACAUCACAUGGAACAUGGCUUUCAGUAAUGACGGCGCUAUGCUGGCUACUGCAAGCCGUGCUAAAAUUGUGCGUGUGUUUGACCCUCGCCAGCCUGAGCAUGCGUUAGUUACUAUGGGUUGUGGCCACGAGAGCAACAAACCACAGUUUGUUGCAUGGGCAGACUCCGUGCGUUUGCUAACAGUUGGUGUUAAUGAACGCAACGAGACGCAGGUCAGUUUCUGGGACUCGCGCAGCCUGCUGGAGCCACUAGGUGUGCCGGUGUUGGUAGAACCAACGGCUAGUGCGGCUAGCACCACGACGCCGAUUCCAUUAUACGAUGCUAGUUCGCACCUGCUCUUUCUUGUAGGCACAGGAAGUCGCCACAUUUGGAGUUAUGAAGUUGACCCGGUCGCUGCAACCGUGCAAGCUAAUCUGCCAUUCCUGAUGACCGGUACCGGCACCAUCGGCGGCGUUUCGCUUCUUCCAAAGACCAUGUGUAACGUUCGUGAUGUCGAACUGGCGCGGUUGCUCGUGGCAACGCCCGACGUCGUAAAGCGAGUGACAUUUUCUCUUCCGCGAGCACAGAAGCUGAAGGAGUUUUUCCAAGACGACGUCUUCGGCUUGGUUCCUAAGCAAGAACCAUCAGUGACUGCCACACAGUGGUUCGCGGGCGAGUCUAGAGCUCCUGUGUACGAGUCCCUUCGACCUGACGGCAUGGCGCUGCUCUCGGAAAAGCGGAAAGACGCUGCACCAGAGCGUCCCAAGACUUUAGAUUUCCAAGCCUGCAGGCGAGAGGAGGAGGAGAAAGCGCGCCAGAAGGCCGCCCAAUUUGCUCGGCUCAGUACUCUUGCCACGCAGCCAUCGCUGCAUUCCACUCAUCGAUAUCUAGCCAGUGCACCAACGCCUCAAACUGUAGAGGACGACAGUGACGAUGACUGGGACGACUGA
Messenger RNA from Peronospora farinosa, 3207 nucleotides. Lineage: Eukaryota; Oomycota; Peronosporomycetes; Peronosporales; Peronosporaceae. The record is from the annotation of a GenBank genome assembly.